GGUUGCUACGCCGACAUCAUCUCACUCUCAUUUGUUGCGUGUUGUCUUCUUGUUAUUUCUUUCUAUUAAUUUGUAUUAGCAAUUCUAUACAAGAAGUCAUAUAUAAGUACGUGCAUGUAUGUAUGCACGAGUAUGUGUACCAUCUGUCUAUGCGCCUAUGAAACCAUACGAAACAAUUUUUUUUGUAGCGACAUCUGUGAGCAUGAAAGUGAAAAGUGUGAGAAUAGAAAUUAAAACUUAGUAUUUAUAAUCCAAUAUUCUGGUAAAUUUGAUAAAGUUAGUAAGAAAGUGUAAAAAGUGUAGGCAUAUGUAUUGUUUAUACAAAUCACAUACUAAAAUAUGUAAAAAUAAAUGCAUAUAAACAAACAAACAUACAACAGCAUCAAUAACACUAUCAACCACUACUUAACUAAGCCGGCGAACGGGAUAUCGGCAACAACAGCAAUAUCGUAUAAAAAAUAAUCACAGUGACGCUUCGUCCAAGCCAUCGAAAAUGGAGAAAUCAAACCUGACUAAGCAGAAUCAAACGAGCGUAUAUAAGGAGACAACCAAGCCAAAGAAGCCCAAACGGCGUGAUAAAAGCGACCUAGGACCAGAUUUUGAAGCCCCCGAUGGUGGUUGGGGCUGGGUGGUCUGCGUCACAGCGGGCCUCAACAAUUUCUUUAUGUUUCCCGCACUGCAGCAAUAUGGUCUCAUCUACAGAGGGCGCAUGAAAGCCCUAGGAUUCGAUGCCAAAGAGACAACGACCAUUGUCAAUGUGGUCAUGGCCAUAUCCUCACUAGUGGGUAUUGUCAAUGGCGCCACGUUUCGUCGCUUCACAUUUAGGCAGGUGGCGCUGACGGGAACCACUCUUGGUUUCAUUGGGAUCUUCGUGUCAGCCUUUUGCACUACUUUUUGGCAGUACAUUGUCUUCCUGUCCUGCGUUUAUGGCAUAGGUCUAGGCUUGGCCAUGGCCGCCACCUCAUUGGCGGUCAACACGUACUUUAAGCUGCGUCGACGACGCGCCACAGGCUUCUCCUGGACCAUCACCGGACUUGGUCCCAUUAUCUUUCCGCACGUGUCGACGCUGCUCUUGGGCUACUAUGGCGCCCAGGGCAGCAUUCUCAUUUAUGCGGGCUUAUCACUAAAUGCUGUGCUGUGCGCCCUUACAUUGCAGCCUGUGUUGAGGCAUGUGCGUAAGCCGAAAACUCAAGUGUCUGAGGAUAAUGUCAUUAAGGAGAAGGAGGCCAACGGCAAUUUGCUGGCGACCAGCAAUAAUGGUGAACAUCUUGUGAGCGAUUAUGAGUGCAAGUAUUGUCAGUGGCAGAAGCGUGGCAAGCGUGGACUUUUCUCCUCCCAGUACCUCUUCAACGAUGACGAUCCCGAGCGUCCUGGCUAUGAGAUCACAGAGCCCGGAACACCCAUGCUGGCUCGCGCCAAUGAUGGUUGGUUUGGUUCUAAAUUGUCGCUGAGCUCAGAGCUGGGAGCACGUCAGCGUAAUAAGCAGGCACUUCUUCAGCGCAGUCGCGAUAAUCUGCAAAUGGGUUCGGGGGCUAUACAAGAUGAGUCUAACCUGAACGCCUCAUCGCCCCUAUACAAGCCGAACUACUUCAAUCGCGAGCGUGAGGACCAUGAUCGUUAUGCCAGUAAGACGAGCGUCUACUCAAAACCAUUUGGCGAAGAGUUGCUACAAUGCUGCACAUGUGCGGAGGACAAGGCGUUGCUCCAAAAGUCCGCAAAGUUGCGCCAACUGGAGCUCGAAGCACUAGAAGCGGCCGCAGUAGCUGAGGAAGAAGCCAAGAAAAAGAUGAACUUUCGCCAGAAGGUCACAAAGUUCUUCGAUCUAGACCUCCUGCGUGAUUUCACGUUUGUGAAUUUGGCCGUUGGAAUGAGCAUUAUGAUGUUCGGCGAGAUGAACUUCUCCGUUUUAACGCCAUUUAUAUUAAAUAGCUACGGGUACACAGACAAGCAAAUCUCAUUGGCCAUGUCACUCUUAGCGGGCAUGGAUAUUUGUGUGCGCUUCCUUUCGCCAUUCGCAUUAGAGAAGGUGAAGCUGGAUAAUCGGGUACUGUUUGCCUUCGGCAUUUUGUGCAUUGCCUUCGCUCGACUGGUGGUGACGAUGACCACAUCGUUUGAGGUCACCAUCGCCGCAUUCUUGGUCAUCGGUUUCGGAAAGGGAUUCCGCACCAUUUUCUCGCCGCUCAUCAUACCAAGCUACGUGCCUUUGCGGCGCCUGCCGGCGGCAUCGGGCUUGCAACUUAUUUUCAACACUGUAUUUUCAUUUGCCAUGGGUCCCAUAUUGGGCAUCAUCACCGACGCGCACAGUUAUUCAGCAACGAUUCACGUCAUCAAUGGGCUCACAGCGGUGGCACUCCUGUUGUGGCUGCUCGAGUCCAUUGUACGUUGGGUCCUGAACAAACCAUCACAAGGUAUUGAAGACAUAUAGAUAUGGAAACCACACUGCUUGAAACUGAGCAACUUAAGUAGGCAUGGUCAAGUCAAGUCUAGACGCCCUAGACUCAGAAGGGUUGUGCUUAUAGUCUCAAUUGUUAGCAUAGGACCAAUAUCAUUGUUUAGACAAUUAAGUAGUACGUAACACCUAGAGUUUAUAAAUCACCAUACUAUAUGUUGCAUUGAAUAUGCAAGUAUUUAAUCUUUUUUUUUGUUUGUCUGUAAUUAUCAAUUUUUUUUGUGAGGCGACAAUAAAAUAUUCAUAGA
Scaptodrosophila lebanonensis is the source of this 2697-nucleotide messenger RNA. RefSeq lists its product as uncharacterized. The transcript is spliced from 5 exons. The coding region runs from base 494 to 2425 and encodes 643 amino acids. The record is from RefSeq and is a predicted model, not a curated record. Gene Ontology annotation, biological process: monocarboxylic acid transport; transmembrane transport. Gene Ontology annotation, molecular function: monocarboxylic acid transmembrane transporter activity. NCBI's taxonomy places the organism in Eukaryota, Metazoa, Arthropoda, Insecta, Diptera, Drosophilidae.